Messenger RNA from Ooceraea biroi (clonal raider ant), 1768 nucleotides. Its product is annotated as mitochondrial fission process protein 1. NCBI's taxonomy places the organism in Eukaryota, Metazoa, Arthropoda, Insecta, Hymenoptera, Formicidae. Gene Ontology annotation, cellular component: mitochondrion. Gene Ontology annotation, biological process: mitochondrial fission. The record is from RefSeq and is a predicted model, not a curated record.
AGAAAAUGAUAAAUAAAUAUGAGAUGACUGAGAAAGAUGCGGGUAAUGUGUGCAUAUUGUAAUGUACACGAGGUAAUAAACGGCUAUGUCAAAUGUAACAUUUGCCGACCUCCGAAUGAUGAUUUUGGUCAUUUGUACGUUGCUCCGUUAAUUUUCGUUUGAUUGUGUGAUUAUUAUUAUAACUAUUGUGUCUUUAUAGCGUCAUAACCUUGCGUUUUAACAAGUUAUCUCAUGUGUGUACCACAAAUAAUUGAGGUUAUUACAUGUUAUGAAUCAUUGCUUAUGGAUAAAUGUAUUAUACAGUUUACAAAUGCACGUAUAUGUGCAUGCAUAUAUUAUACAAUGAUAAAAGAGAUUAGCUGUAUGAUAAUGCGUGAAAUAUUAAAACAUUGAAUAAUUUAAUUUCUGAUUUCCGCUGAAGUUGGGCGAAUUUGAAAUGAACUCAGCAAUUUGAAAAUCGAUGUGAAUCGAUAAUCUAUCGAAGUGCGACUGCCAAGUUAUCGACUCAUAAAAUUCCCUAGGCCGGAUCUUUUUGUGAAUUUCUAAAUUUUUGGAAAUAUAAGAAAGCAAAAUUUGCAUCGAUAACAUAUCUCUACGUCAUGCAUCCCGAAAAUUGUUCUGUCAUUGAACAUCGCGAAGUGUCAUUCUGACAAACUGCCAUAGGUUAUGUCAUCGUGCGUAAGGUAGUCGGAAAAUUGGAGAUUCUGACAAGAUGAAAAAUCAGGAAGAAGUGGAUCUGUAUCGAGACACAUAUGUGAGAUAUUUAGGUUAUGCAAACGAGGUUGGGGAGGCGUUCAGAAGCCUGGUGCCGAAAUCUAUCGUAUGGUCGAGCUAUGCGUUGUCAAGCGGUUACGUUCUCGCCGAUACGGUGCACAAGGGUGCAAAAGUCUACCAAGUAGACACUACUCCACAAAGGACUAAGAACGUUCUCCUGUCCACGUCGGAUACCCUCAUAUGGCAAGCGUUUGCGUCCAUAAUAGUUCCCGGCUUUACAAUAAACAGGAUUUGCGCGGCCGUUCAAUUUGCACAGAAAAGAAGCACGAGGGCGGUCCUAAAACAGCCUUGGGUCUCCACAUUGGUAGGUCUGGCGUCCAUACCUUUCAUAAUACACCCCAUCGACCACGCCGUGGAAGAAGCGAUGGACUUUACGUACAGGAAGUGGACGGGAUACCAUCCGAAAGCACCUUUAUGUGGCGUGAAGCACGAGUAGUGAAGCUUAGCUCAUUGAAAUUAUAGUUCACCCGAGAGAGGUCACGCUUGAGCAAACGAUUAUUGAAUACAGGAAGACUUACCUCAUUUUUAAUGAAAUAAGAAAACAGGCCUUGCUCGUUAACGAACAGUUACACAUUUUUCACGAAACUUAUCCAUCUAAGUAAGUACGGAUAAUGACCAGAUUUAUGAAAGUUCUAUAUUAUAUUCCAUAAUAUAUAAACAUUACUGCUACAUAUAUACAAUUAUAUAUUACGUAAAUUAAAAAAGAGCUCACUGUGAAAUCAAAAAAUUUGCCGAAACAUUCCAGAGGAAUAUAAGAGGCUGGCCUGCGACCUCUCCUGGUUAGUAAAGUGUGAAAUAUUACUGCCUGAUAAAUGCUACAAUAGUACAACAAUGCACUUAGGAUAUUUCUUAUUGUUAAUUCCAAAAAUGUUAUAAAUAUUUUUGUUACGGUGUACAUAUUGUGCAGCUGUAUGUGCAUUAAGGUUUCGAAUGCGCUGGCCUUCGCGCCGCGAUUGUUAAGCUGUUGAAUAAAGUUAUUGAUUCUACAGUCCUA